UUGAGCAGCAAUUUGUUGUUCGUUUUGCAUUUUUUGCUGACGGAGUUGGGGAAAGAGACGAGAUGGCGCGACAAAUGACGUCAUCUCAGUUCCACAAAUCAAAGACUCUCGACAACAAAUAUAUGCUGGGGGAUGAGAUUGGUAAAGGUGCUUAUGGUCGAGUUUAUAUAGGAUUAGACCUGGAGAAUGGAGACUUUGUGGCCAUUAAACAAGUCUCAUUGGAAAACAUUGUUCAAGAGGAUCUUAACACCAUAAUGCAAGAAAUCGAUCUGUUGAAGAACUUGAACCAUAAAAACAUUGUCAAGUAUCUUGGGUCUUUGAAGACAAAGACUCACCUUCACAUUAUUCUGGAGUACGUUGAGAAUGGCUCUCUUGCAAACAUUAUCAAACCAAACAAAUUUGGACCUUUCCCAGAAUCGUUGGUGACUCUUUACAUUGCGCAGGUCUUGGAAGGUUUGGUAUAUCUGCAUGAGCAGGGUGUCAUACAUCGUGAUAUCAAAGGAGCAAAUAUUUUGACAACGAAGGAGGGCCUUGUGAAGCUUGCUGACUUUGGAGUUGCCACUAAACUAAACGAGGCUGAUGUCAACACUCACUCAGUGGUUGGAACUCCUUACUGGAUGGCUCCUGAGGUUAUUGAAAUGUCAGGAGUUUGUGCUGCUUCUGACAUUUGGAGUGUUGGUUGCACUGUUAUCGAACUUUUGACUUGUGUACCUCCUUACUAUGAUCUGCAGCCCAUGCCAGCCCUCUUUCGUAUUGUUCAGGAUGAUAGCCCUCCUAUUCCUGAUAGUCUUUCUCCAGAUAUUACAGACUUCCUACGACAGUGCUUCAAGAAGGACUCUAGGCAGAGGCCUGAUGCGAAGACACUGCUCUCUCACCCUUGGAUACGAAACUCUAGACGAGCAUUGCAGUCAUCACUGCGGCAUAGUGGAACCAUCAGAUAUAUGAAGGAAGGCGUUUCAAGUUCAGAAAAGGAUGGUGAAGGUAGUCAAGAUGUAGCUGAGAGCCUUUCAGCAGAAAAAGUGGGGAUGUCAAAAACUAACUCGAAAAGCAAAUUACCUGUGGUAGGUGUGGCGAGUUUUAGGUCUGAGAAAGAUCAGCCUUCACCCAGUGAUCUUGGUGAAACGGAUUCCGAAGAUGAUCUUAUGUCAGAUCAAGUUACUACGUUGUCUAUCCGUGAUAAGUCUUCUCUUCAAUCUGGUACUUGCAGUGUUUCUUCGGAUGCAAAAGGGACAUCCCAAGAUGGGAAUUCUGAACAUGAUGAAAUACCUGAAGGUAGAAGAAAUAUUUUAGCAACAAAGCAGGUUGGAAAAGAAUGUUCCAUCCAGGUGGAUCAGAAAUCACAUAGUUUUGGCCAAAAAGGUGAAGAUCUUGUGCUUCGAAAGGCUGUGAAGACACCAUCUAGUUUUUCUGGGAAUGAACUGACAAGAUUUAGUGAUCCUCCUGGGGAUGCUUGUUUGCAUGAUUUGUUUCAUCCAUUGGAUAAAGUUUCUGAGGGAAAACCAAAUGAAGCCUCAACAUCGACGCUUAUGUCAAAUGUCAACCAGGGUGAUUCUCCUGUCGCAGAUGGUGGAAAGAAUGAUCUGGCAACAAAACUGAGGGCUAGAAUUGCUCAGAAGCAAAUGGAGGGUGAAACGGGGCAUUCAAAUGAUGGUGUUGAUCUUUUCCGCUUAAUGAUGGGCGUUUUGAAAGAUGAUGUUAUUGACACUGAUGGCUUGGUAUUUGAUGAAAAAGUGCCCGCGGAGAAUCUUUUUCCUCUUCAGGUAGUCGAGUUUAGCAGAUUGGUGAGCUCCUUAAGACCAGAUGAAUCCGAAGAUGUGAUAGUAACUUCCUGUCAGAAACUUGUUGUCAUGUUUCGUCAAAGAUCUGAGCAGAAAUCAGUAUUUGUGACACAGCAUGGUUUCCUCCCUCUAAUGGAUCUACUCGAUAUUCCUAAAUCUCGAGUAAUAUAUGCCGUUCUGCAGCUGAUAAACGAAAUUAUAAAAGAUAACACCGACUUCCAGGAAAAUGCCUGUCUCGUUGGUCUCAUUCCUGUGGUAAUGAGUUUUGCUGAUCCUGAGAGAGAUCAUUCUCGAGAAAUUCGCAAGGAAGCAGCCUACUUUUUGCAGCAGCUUUGUCAGUCAAGCCCCUUGACAUUGCAAAUGUUCAUAGCUUGCCGUGGAAUACCCGUUUUGGUGGGAUUUCUGGAAGCAGAUUAUGCCAAAUACAGGGAGAUGGUUCACUUAGCUAUUGAUGGGAUGUGGCAGGUAUUUAAACUCAAAAGAUCCACCCCGAGAAAUGGUUUCUGCCGUAUAGCUGCAAAGAAUGGAAUUCUUCUUAGGCUGAUCAACACUCUUUAUAGCUUAAAUGAGGCAACUCGACUGGCAUCUACUUCAGGGGGCGCAUUGACUGUGGAUGGUCAAACUCCACGAGCGCGCUCUGGUCAACUUGAUCCUAACAAUCCUAUCUUUAGUAAGCAUGAGACUUCACUGAGUGUGAUUGAUCAUCCUGAUGUGUUGAAAACUAGGCAUGUGGAUGGUGAAGAGCCUUCUCGUGCUUCAACUUCAAAUUCUCAAAGAUCAGAUGUCCAUCAAACAGAUGCUGACAGGCCUAGAUUAAGCAGUGUUGCACCAGAUGCCACAGAAGAUGUUAAACAACAGCAGAGAAUAUCUCUCUCUGCCAAUAGAACAUCGACAGAUAAGCUUCAGAAACUGGUGGUGGAGGGUGCGUCUAAUGGUUUUCCUGUAACUCAGCCAGAACAAGUCCGACCUUUGCUUAGCUUGUUGGAGAAAGAACCCCCUUCAAGACAUUUUUCUGGCCAACUGGAUUACGUAAAGCACAUCACUGGCAUAGAGAGACAUGAAAAUAGGCUUCCUCUUUUGCAUGCAUCAAACGAGAAAAAACCCAAUGGAGACCUAGGUUUUCUGAUGGCCGAAUUUGCAGAGGUCUCUGGACGUGGAAAGGAAAACGGAAAUCUUGAUACUACACCUAGAUAUUCCAGUAAAACGAUGACAAAGAAGGUUAUGGCUAUUGAAGGAGUCGCUUCUACGGCUGGGAUUGCAUCUCAGACAGCAUCUGGUGUACUAUCAGGUUCGGGUGUUCUAAAUGCUCGAUCUGGAAGUGCCACAUCAUCUGGUUUACUUGCUCAUAUGGUCUCUACGCUGAGUGCAGACGUCGCAAGGGAAUACUUGGAGAAAGUGGCUGAUCUGCUUCUUGAAUUUGCUCGAGCUGAUACGAUGGUAAAGUCAUACGUGUGCAGCCAAAGCUUACUUAGUCGUCUUUUCCAGAUGUUCAACCGUGUAGAACCUCCUAUCCUGUUAAAGAUACUGCAGUGUACCAAUCAUUUAUCCACUGAUCCAAAUUGCUUGGAGAAUCUUCAGCGUGCAGAUGCAAUUAAGCACUUGAUCCCCAACCUUGAGCUUAAGGAUGGGCAUCUUGUUUAUCAGAUCCAUCAUGAGGUACUUAGUGCACUAUUCAACCUGUGCAAGAUAAACAAGAGGAGGCAGGAACAAGCCGCUGAAAAUGGAAUCAUACCGCACUUGAUGCUGAUCAUCAUGUCGGAUUCUCCUCUGAAACAAUAUGCAUUGCCACUACUAUGUGAUAUGGCUCAUGCAUCUCGGAAUUCAAGAGAGCAGUUAAGGGCACAUGGCGGUCUAGAUGUUUACCUGAGUUUGCUCGAUGAUGAAUAUUGGUCCGUGAUAGCCUUAGAUUCAAUUGCUGUUUGCUUGGCGCAAGACAAUGACAACCGCAAGGUGGAGCAGGCGUUGCUCAAGAAAGAUGCAAUUCAGAAAUUAGUCAACUUCUUCCAGAGCUGUCCAGAGAGACAUUUUGUUCACAUUUUGGAGCCAUUCUUGAAGAUUAUCACGAAAUCAUCUCGAAUCAAUACAACUUUAGCUGUAAAUGGAUUGACUCCUUUACUAAUUUCAAGGCUAGACCACCAAGAUGCGAUUGCUCGGCUUAACCUCCUGAAACUCAUAAAGGCUGUUUACGAGCACCAUCCAAGGCCCAAACAGCUCAUCGUAGAGAAUGAUCUACCUCAGAAACUGCAGAAUCUGAUUGAAGAACGACGAGAUGGACAACGUUCGGGAGGCCAAGUUCUGGUGAAGCAAAUGGCAACAUCUCUCCUCAAAGCACUUCACAUCAACACCGUCUUGUGAGCGAGUCCAAGACCACCCUCUGCCUUUGGACUGUACAUUUAAUCCCAUUUUUUGCAGGAAGAAUUCACCCAAAGUGUAUAUUCUUCUUCUUCUUUUCCAUUCACACAAGUUUUGUAAAUGUUGCGUUGUGUGGCUCUCUUGUAUUUUUUAGCCCCUCGAGAGAUGCCAACACUUCUGGUUUCUGUAAUAGAUUCCUAUAUUUUUUGUCUGUGGUAAUAUUUCCUAAUGUG
This is a messenger RNA of Eutrema salsugineum, 4363 nucleotides long. Its product is annotated as MAP3K epsilon protein kinase 1. Bases 63 to 4133 code for a protein of 1356 amino acids. Gene Ontology annotation, biological process: protein phosphorylation. NCBI's taxonomy places the organism in Eukaryota, Viridiplantae, Streptophyta, Magnoliopsida, Brassicales, Brassicaceae. Gene Ontology annotation, molecular function: protein kinase activity; ATP binding; protein binding. The transcript is spliced from 24 exons. The record is from RefSeq and is a predicted model, not a curated record.